Messenger RNA from Perkinsus marinus ATCC 50983, 1110 nucleotides. RefSeq names its product Cell wall integrity and stress response component 3 precursor, putative. The transcript has 2 exons. The record is from RefSeq and is a predicted model, not a curated record. NCBI's taxonomy places the organism in Eukaryota, Perkinsozoa, Perkinsida, Perkinsidae. Bases 1 to 1110 code for a protein of 369 amino acids.
AUGUCCUACGGUCAGGACUUCGGGAAUUUCAUUGGCUACUGUGGAGUUGUGUCUUUCGGUUCUGCUUCGGGCAGUACGAAGUGCUUGGUUGAUGGUACGGAUGGAGCACUUUCGGAAAGUUGCGCACAAUGCUAUGGAACCUCCGUGGCCUGCGGUGGUCAGCAUUGCAUGAUGCAAUGCCUGGCAGGACCUGGCUCUGCUAAAUGCCUUGCAUGUGUUGAUAAAACUUCAUGCAAUCCACAGCUCUAUCAGUGUACUGGAUACGGAGCAAGCGAGAUGCCUCCACCGCCUACGAGCCCGGCACCUCUACCUAAGACGACUCAGGCUCCCACUACCACUACUACCACCACUACCACGACUACCGAGGCUCCCACUACUACUACUACUACUACUACUACCACUACUACAACCACGACUACUGACAAGGCUCCCACUACAUCUGCCGCUUCUACUUCAGAGACUGCUUCUACCACCACUGAGGCUGCCUCUACCACCACUGAGGCUGCUUCUACCACCACUGAGGCUGCCUCUACCACCACUGAGGCUGCUUCUACCACCACUGAGGCGGCUUCUACCACCACUGAGGCUGCCUCUACCACCACUGAGGCUGCUUCUACCACCACUGAGGCGGCUUCUACCACCACUGAGGCUGCCUCUACCACCACUGAGGCUGCUUCUACCACCACUGAGGCGGCUUCUACCACCACUGAGGCUGCUUCUACCACCACUGAGGCGGCUUCUACCACCACUGAGGCUGCUUCUACCACCACUGAGGCUCUUUCGACCACGCAAAGCCCUAGCUCAACUUCCGAGUCUGUUACCAGUUCUACUUCAACCUCGAGUGUCAGCACCACUGCUAGUCAAUCCACUUCCCAGAAUUCUACCAAGACAUCGACAACCUCGACUACUUCAACUGCUACUACUUCCACCAAGACAACUACUACCACCACUUCCAGUACUACAACCAGCAGCCGCAUGACUAUAGACCCUGCUGGAGAAACUACUCAUCCCGCUGCUACCACCACAGCUGCGCCCACAAGCGAUGCUUACGGUUUGGGCAGUGUGGCUUCGAUUUUGGUUGGAUCUAUUGUUGCCGUUCUCUUCGCGUAA